This is a messenger RNA of Aspergillus costaricaensis CBS 115574, 414 nucleotides long. RefSeq lists its product as uncharacterized. The transcript has a single exon. The record is from RefSeq and is a predicted model, not a curated record. NCBI's taxonomy places the organism in Eukaryota, Fungi, Ascomycota, Eurotiomycetes, Eurotiales, Aspergillaceae. Bases 1 to 414 code for a protein of 137 amino acids.
AUGAGUUCCGAUCCAGCAUCUGCCUCAUACUUGUCAGAUACCAGCAAGUAUGGGUAUGACUUUGUCGUGUCCACCACUCAAGCAUCUAUCAACUCAGGCCUGCUUGAAUACCUGGAUAGUGACAGUUUACCGGAAAUGUACAUUUGCUAUUAUGCAGACGGCAAUGCCAACAUCGUCGGUGAGAUCAGUCUCGAUGAUGUUGAGGAGCAGUCUGGAUAUAACCCCUUCGACAUCCCCGACGGUACCGACUACGAUGAUCCUCGCAUCACUGCCCUCACUACUAAGGCCAAAUUCAUCGUGGGCAUCCGGAUGAAGCUUGGGCUGCCACCAGACAUCCUACCCAAAGACCUACCAAAGCCCGUCGUCGAAUUUGGCAGCAGUAUCAAUGACAUAACAUUCCGCAUGUUCCUCUGA